Alligator sinensis (Chinese alligator) is the source of this 2281-nucleotide messenger RNA. It is a transcript of the gene SPO11, whose product is annotated as SPO11, initiator of meiotic double stranded breaks. Lineage: Eukaryota; Metazoa; Chordata; Crocodylia; Alligatoridae. The transcript has 13 exons. Bases 378 to 1553 code for a protein of 391 amino acids. The record is from RefSeq and is a predicted model, not a curated record. Gene Ontology annotation, biological process: meiotic DNA double-strand break formation; meiotic DNA double-strand break processing; reciprocal meiotic recombination. Gene Ontology annotation, cellular component: nuclear chromosome. Gene Ontology annotation, molecular function: DNA binding; ATP binding; DNA topoisomerase type II (double strand cut, ATP-hydrolyzing) activity.
UGGACAGUCAGCAAAGGUGGGGAGAGGCAUCCAUCGGGAAAUGCUGUUGGUCAGUCAGAAAAGGCGGGAAAGGCCGUUGGUCUGUCAAAAAACGAGGGAAAUGCUGUUGGUCAGUCAGAAAAGGCGGGAAGGGCUGUUGGUCAGUCAGAAAAGGCGGGAAAAGCCUCAAGUUGGUCAGGACCAGGAGGGAAAGCCAUUGGUUGGAGAGGGCGGGAAACACCUUCGGUCAGUCAGAAAAGGAGGGAAAAGCUGUUAAUUCUACGCUGCUGCUCCCGCAGGGGCUCCACGCUCCUCCUGCUCCUAGGGCUGGGGCACGCGACUCCUUGAUAUUCAAUGCCCGUAUAACUGAUUUUAAUUGCACUGCUGAGAGCUUCGGGAUGUCUUCCUCCCUCGCCGGGAAGCAGGACUGGUCUGCGUUUAGCCUGUUGCACCAGCACAGGGCUUCCCUGGUGAGGGAACAUGGCCCCUCUAGUGACAGCUGCCAAAUCACCAGUACUGAAGUUCUUGAAGCAAUAGAAAAUGUUAUGCAGGAUAUAGUUACAAGUUUGGCCAGAAAUGAAGCACCUGUUCUCAUCCUGGAAAACAGAUCAGAUUGGGGGAAUAUACAGUUUACAGAGUCCAUAGGCCUACAAAUGAUAUCUCAUUGUACUACAAGAAAAAUAAGAAGUGACUGCCCUAAAUCAGCGCCAAAAUUUGCUCUAAUUCUUAAAAUAUUAUCCAUGAUCUAUAGGAUGGUACAGAACAAUACUUAUGCAACUAAAAGAGAUAUAUAUUACACCGAUCCCCAACUAUUUGGUAACCAGAGUAUUGUGGAUAAUAUAGUCAAUGACAUUUCCUGCAUGCUAAAGAUACCGAGAAGAAGUCUACAUAUAAUGUCUACAACUAAAGGUUGCAUUGCUGGUAACUUAAGUUAUACUGAGGAAGAUGGAACAAAAGUGAAUUGUACCUGCAGUGCAACAGCAGUCUCUGUGCCGUCUAAUGUUCAAGGAAUUAGAAAUUUGAUCUCAGAUGCAAAAUUUAUACUAAUUGUAGAAAAAGAUGCCACUUUUCAGAGGCUCCUGGAUGAUGACUUCUGCAAUAAACUGUCCCCGUGCAUAAUGAUUACGGGAAAAGGAGUCCCAGAUCUGAACACAAGGCUUCUGGUCAGAAAGCUGUGGGAUACAUUUCAAACUCCCAUUUUCACUCUUAUGGAUGCAGAUCCACAUGGUAUAGAAAUAAUGUGCAUCUACAAGUAUGGAUCUUUGUCAAUGUCUUUUGAAGCCCACCGUCUCACAAUUCCAGCUAUAAGGUGGCUUGGUCUCCUUCCAUCUGAUGUUGAAAGAUUAAAUAUACGGAAAGAUGCUUUAAUUCCACUUACUAAACGAGAUCAAAAUAAACUAGACAGUAUGCAGAAGAGACCGUAUGUUGCUUGCCAACCACAGUGGAAAAAAGAAAUGGAAAUUAUGGCAGCAUCUAAAAUGAAGGCUGAAAUUCAAGCUUUGACUUCUCUUUCAUCAGAUUAUCUAUCUAGAGUUUAUUUACCAAAUAAAUUGAGAUUUGGUGGAUGGAUCUGAAUAUUUGUUUGUAAACCAACUAUUUUCAAAAGUUGAUUUAUUUUGGAGCUAAUAUACAAAAGAUGCAGAAAUUUGCAAUUUUGUGGCAAUCAUACUCAAAUCAGAAGAUUCAGCUCCUUGUUUACUUAAAGAUUGUUCCUUUUAUUUUUGUCUAUUCUUUUGUAACCAUAAUUCCAACUCUAGACGAGUUAUACUUAAAAUAGAUGUUGAUUUAAUAUUUUGGUGACUUUUUUUUGUGCUGAUUUUAGUGAAAUAAAGUUUCGUUUGUAGUUUAAAACUUCCAAUCUGUGCCACAUUCUACUUUAUCGUACACUUAUUUUGUAUUGUUUUUUGUUCUUAAAAAGAACAUGUUUAAAUUAAUGGUUUUAAAGUUCAAUCCUAUGAGAGGUUACUGGAAAUGUGUCAUUGUGAUAUUUCAUGUUCGUUGUGCGUACAUCCAAAACAAAUACACCAGACAGCUAAUUUUUUUCCAACUGCAAACUCUAAAAACUCAAGAUGAGUUCAGAAAGUCAACCUGAGUUAUUUUACUUUUGCACAUCUCAAGCAUAAGGUUUGUGAAUGCCACACUACACUAAUGCCUGUACCAGUGACUCUCACCCAGGGUGCUGCAGCACCCUAGGGUGCCAGGAUAUCCUUUCAAGUGUGCUGCAAUGGAGUCACACAGUGUUAACACUGUUAGGUUAUACAAACAAAAUUCGCAAGAUAAAUCCAGAGAUUUCAAAAAGGAA